Messenger RNA from Gossypium arboreum, 5460 nucleotides. RefSeq names its product transcriptional activator DEMETER-like. NCBI's taxonomy places the organism in Eukaryota, Viridiplantae, Streptophyta, Magnoliopsida, Malvales, Malvaceae. Bases 374 to 5188 code for a protein of 1604 amino acids. Gene Ontology annotation, molecular function: DNA demethylase activity; DNA N-glycosylase activity; 4 iron, 4 sulfur cluster binding. Gene Ontology annotation, biological process: base-excision repair. The transcript has 20 exons. The record is from RefSeq and is a predicted model, not a curated record.
UCGCAGCAUAAUAUUAAAAAUUCAAAAAAAAAUAUGAUUUUUUUAGUUCAAUACCCCCAGUAGAACAAAAAAAACCCAAACCAAACCCUAGGCCUAGAAUCGGGAACGAACAUACUGUAUCUUCAUUCAUUGUUUAAAAAACUGCUGAAAAUAUCUUGCAGACUUUGAAACAUAAUCAAAGUCUCUAAUCAGACUCUGUAUUGAACUCAAUUACCACCAAACUCUCACUCGUUUCCUUUUUUCCUCUAUUUUGUUCGUUUUCCUCUCAUGGUUUUGUCUUUUUUCUCAGUAGAAUUCGUGUCGUUUUAGACUGUUUCAUUGCUUUCUCUUAGUAAGAAUUCUUGUCGUUUAGGUUGUUCCCAUUGCUUGAAUCAUGUCCGGGUAUAGAGUUUACGAGAGAAAACAUAAAAGAAAAGAACAAUGUGGUUCGGUUCCUCGAACCCCAGAAAAGCCUACUGCAGGAGUACCAGAGAUAAAGGAAGUUUAUGCAAGGCGGUCCAGAAUGAAGCUUGAAGAAAAGGUUUCUGAGAGUUGUUCAAGUGAAAAGAAAAUUGAUUGUGACAAAACAUUCGACAGUUUUUUUAAUUUGGUUCCUUUGGCCGAAAAGGAUGCCGUGUUUGAUUCUUGCAUGCCAUUGUCAGACAAAGAAAAGGAGCAAAGUUCCAACAGAACAGAGAGCAUAAGUUUGGGAUCGGUAGGCAAAAUAGAUUCGAAGAUGAGCUUGGAUUCUCUAGGCAUGGGGGAUUUGUUGAAUGCUGGUGAAGGCAAGGAACAGAAUUUUUGUCCAGGUAGAAAUUUUGAUGGAAUCGAAGACUUAUACUUGGAGUCCACAGUCUGCACCGUCACAAGCAAGCAAAAAGAAGAUGGUUUCAAUGGGAUUGAAGGUACUUUUUCGGGUCAUGGAGACUCCAUUGAUUUGGAUAAAAGUACUUACACUUUGGAAAACAGUGGUGGUUUUAAUCACCAAACUGAUGAACUCGACUCAACUAGUUUAGCUUCUGCUGGGGCCAUUGAUGGUUCAAAUAUAUUGGAAAAAGAUUGGGAUUCGGUAUUGAGUGAUAAUCAUUUCAUGGAACUCCCAUGUUUGCUCGAGCCUAAAGUUUCUCAGCCUUAUGCAUUGUCACAAGAUAAUGGAUUUAUGCGGGAAACUGUAACUUUUGAUCAAAUUCUGGUCAAUGAUUGCUUGGACCUGAAGCAAAGUAGACAGAAGCCGAAAAGGAAGAUACACCGGCCAAAAGUUGCAUUCGAUGGCAAACCAAACACACUGAAGCUUGCAACUCCAAAGCAAGUAAGGGAAAAGAAACCAAGGCUUGCAACUCCAAAGCUAGUCAAGGAAAAGAAACCAAAGCUUGUAGCUGCGAAGUGGGCUAAGCGAAAGAAGUCUGAGAAUGUAAGGAAGCAAGCAAGUCCUGGUUUGAAUGAAGCCAUAAUUGAGAACAAGAAUCUAUCAGACAUUAAAAGCAACAUGAUCAUAGAGAUCAAUGAAACCCAAGCAGCUGUUGCCAGGGCUUUGGAUUUUCAAUCAGAAAGUUUGGAUGCUAAACCUGUGGAUUAUGCAAGGGCUUUGGAUUUUCCAUUAGAAAAUUUAGAUGCUAAACCUGUGGAGUUUGCGUUUCAUAGUUUUCCAAAGAAAAGAAGGUCCGAAAGGAGAUGGACAUUGAAAAAAAGCAAAAUGAUCAUAGAGAUCAAUGAAACCAAAGCUGCCUUUACUAGGACUUUGUGUUUUCAAUCGGAACCUGUGGAGUCUGCUUCUCAUAGUGUUACAAACAAGAAAAGAAGGUCCAGAAGGAGAAGGAUAUUGAGUUUCUUUAGUUUACCUAUUAUGAGUGUGACAAAAAGUGUCAAGAACAGCAAGAAGAAGCUAUUUACUGCUAAAUGGUUACCAAGAAGAAAAAGGACACCAAGGAAGAGGCCAAGGAAGGUAACUGAGGUAGAGGGAAAAAGUAAUGCUGCUUUAUAUAUUGAUAACCUUGCUGUUGGUAAUCUCACUGUCACUGAUAAGGAUCUCUCAGCAGUGAUGGAGAUCGAAGUAUUGGAAAGUGAUACUCCGGUUGCUGGCACUGGUGACUUUUAUGUCACUGAUAGGAUGGAUCUGGAUCUAUCAGCAAUGAGGGAGAUCAAAGUAUUAGAAACUUAUGCCCCAAUUACUGGCACUGAUAAUCUUUGUGUCAUUGAUCAAACAGUGGGGGAGAUCGAAGAAUGGGAAACUGAUGCUCUGAUUACUGGCAAAAAUAACCUUCGUGUCACUGAUAAGAUGGAUAUAUCAGCAGUGAGGGAGAUUGAAGUAUUGGAAACUGAUACUCCGAUUACUGGCACUGAUAACCUUUGUGUCACUGGAAAGAUGGAUCUAUCAGCAAUGAGGGAGAUCAAAGUAUUGGAAACUGAUAUCCUGAUUACUGGCAAGAGAAAGCGUAAAGCAAGCACACCAGGAGCCAUUGUCAAACCAAGAGGUCAAAGUGGACUCUUGAGCAAAAAGUAUAUUAAUUUCAUUAUUCAGAAAUUGCAGUCUUUUCGUAUCAGUGAUGACACAUUGGUUCCGUACCAAGGGCCAUUUCAACCUCUUAAGAAAAUAAGACCAUUAGUUGUUUUAGAUCCAGAGACCGUGAGGGUUUGGAACUUGCUGAUGGGAAUAGACGUUGAGAGGAUAAAGAACGAAGCAAGUGAAGAAAAGGAGAAAUGGUGGCAAAAGGAAAGAGAAGUUUUUGCUGGACGAGUGGCCUCAUUUAUCGCCCGUAUGCAGCAAAUACAAGGGGACAGAGGUUUCAGGAAAUGGAAAGGUUCAGUUUUGGAUUCGGCGAUCGGAGUUCUCUUAACACAGAAUGUAACAGAUCACUGUUCAAGCAAUGCUUUUAUGUGUCUAGCUGCAAAGUUCCCUCCAAAACAAGCAGCAAGCGGGAGUGAUCCUUGUCUUAGUCAAGAGUCAGUUGGGAGUAACACAGCAGAAUAUGAUGCAGAAGGUAACCAAUAUUUUGUAAUCGAACCUGAACCAGAAAGAAACAAAGAAUUCAAGGAACCAACAGAUGGCUUGAUUGGUGAGUUCCAAGAAACAAGUAUCGAUACUGGUUGUGAAGGUUGUUUACGGGUGAUCAGUAACACCAACUUGCCAACAAUUCCAGAAGCAGACCACAAUGGUGGCUUGGUUGGUGAGUUAGAGGAAACAAGCAUGAAUGCUGGACAAAAAGGUUGUUUACAGGUCGUCAGUGACACCAACUUGCCAGAAAAUUCGAUUGCAAACCCCAACGGUAGUUGUGGACCCAUGGUGCAAAGACAAUACGCGAAAAUGCAAAAACGUGUUCUGUCAAAAAUACCGAAAUUAAAGGAACGUGAGUACUUGAAUAUGGGUUUUGGUAAGAGAAAAUCUACUUCAGAGAAGAAGGAAAGUGCUUCGAAGGAAGAAGAGAUUGAUUGGGAAAGCAUAAGGUUAAAAUAUUCCACUGGUGAAAGAAGCAGUGAUCAAAUGGAUACUGUGGACUGGGAGGCAGUCAGGCUUGCAGAUGUUAAGGACUUAGCUGAUUGCAUCAAAGAACGAGGCCAGCAGAACAGAAUUUCAGAAACAAUCCAAAACUUACUUAACCGAGUGGUUAGUUUACACAAUUGCCUUGACCUUGAAUGGCUACGAGACACCCCACCAGAUUUGGCUAAGCGAUACCUGUUAGAAGUGAACGGGCUGGGGUUAAAGAGUGUUGAGUGCAUUCGGCUUUUAUCACUAGAACAAGUUGCUUUCCCUGUUGACGUAAAUGUUGCUCGAAUUGCUGUUCGUCUUGGAUGGGUUCCUCUCCAACCACUUCCUGAACAACUUCAGUUGCAUCUCCUUGAACAGUACCCCAUCAUGGAUAACAUUCAGAUAUACCUAUGGCCGCGACUGUGCAACUUGCCUCAAAGAAUCCUGUACAAACUUCAUUUUCAUAUGAUAACCUUUGGAAAGGUUACUUGUACCAAGAGUAAGCCAAACUGCAAUGCUUGUCCGAUGAGAGAUAAUUGCAAACACUUCCAAAGUGAAUAUGCCAGUUCAAAGAAAGCCAUCCCGUCUGAUAAAAUGAAAUCAAGUGCGGCUUCAAAUUCAAGCCCUCGAGCAUUAAAAGAGGCUAAACACAUUUUGGAUAGUAAAAGUCAAAUCAAAAUUCAUGAGUCUAUUAUUGAAGAACCUUUUGAACCACCACAGUUUUUCAAUAGUGAAAGUCAAACCAAGAUUUAUGAACUACCACAAUACCUUUUGAAUAGUGAAAGCCAAACUAAGAUUUAUGAGGCUAUCAUUGAGGAACAUUCCCGAUCACCCUCAAAAUAUAAAGCUCUAGAGUCUCUGGAACUGGAGUAUCAAGAACCUGAGAUUGAGCCUAUCAUCAAAGAGCCGGAGUAUCAACAGGCUGAUAUCGAGCCUAUAAUUGAGGAACCUCUCGAAUUAUCCUCAAAAUAUAAAGUUCCAGAGUCUCAAGAACCUGAGAUUGAAUAUGAUUCCGACGGAAUUCCAAUAUUCAGAAUUUCUAUAAUGAAAAACAAUUUCAUGUUUAGAGAUGGUGAGGUUUCAAAUUCAUUAGUUUCUUUGGAUCCGAAUGCAACUUCUGCUCCUAAAUUGAAGCAGAAUAGACGGCUAAGAACUGAGCAUCUUGUUUAUGAACUUCCACGAAAUCAUGUUCUACUUGAAGGGUUAGAACAAACAGAAUCUGAUAAUGAUCUACAAUAUCAUCUUGCAAUAUGGAGAUCAGGUGAAAUUGCAGAGUCAUCAGAACCACCAAAGAAAAGAUGUAAUUCUACGGGGCCUGAUCUUUGUAACGAAGAAACAUGUUUCUCAUGCAACAAUAUUCGGGAAAUUAAUGCUAAUAUAGUUCGUGGCACUCUUUUGAUACCAUAUCGAGUAGCUAACAAAGGUAGCUUUCCACUGAAUGGAACAUACUUUCAAGUAAAUGAGGUGUUUGCUGAUCAUGAAACUAGUUAUCGGCCAAUUAAAGUUUCAAGGGAGUUGAUAUAUAAUCUCCGAACUAGGACAGCAUAUUUUGGAACAUCAAUAUCAGCAAUAUUGAGAGGUGAAUCAAUGUAUAAUAUUCAGAAAUGUUUUUGGACAGGAAUUAUUUGUAAUAGAGGAUUUGAAAGGGGUCAAGGUAUCCCUAGACCUCUUGCAAGCAGAUUUCACUGUGGACCAAGUAAGAUAGAGAAAGUAAAAAGGAAUCUAAACCCAAAACAAAAUUGUUAAGUUAUAAAAGGUAAUAUCUUAUCAAUUAUAAAAUAUUUUUUGAUUUUCUGUAAAUAAAGUAUGCAUUAGUGAUAUUUAUAAUGUAUAUUAAAUCUAUACCAUAUAUUAAAAAUUCUCUAAAAAGAAUAUAUGUUCGACAUGUAUUUAGUUCCUUGAUAGGCACGUAGUAAGUAUUUAAAACAAUUUAUUUGACAAUCGACAUGUAUUUUGAUCUUUGAUAGACAUGUGGUAAGUAUUUAAAACAGUUUAUUGUUUUUCUGUUUCAACUAUUA